This is a messenger RNA of Linum trigynum, 270 nucleotides long. The record is from the annotation of a GenBank genome assembly. Lineage: Eukaryota; Viridiplantae; Streptophyta; Magnoliopsida; Malpighiales; Linaceae.
AUGGCGAUUAAACACCACGCGCUACUGUCAAAGGCGGCGGCGCCGAGGUCUGGGACGUGGGCGCUCGUGACUGCGGCGGCGGCGGCGAGGACUGGGGCGGCGGCGCCGAGGUCUGGGGCGGCGGCGCCGAGGUCUGGGGCGGUAGCGGCGGUCUGGUUCGCAGGGUUGGGGGCAGGUUCGCGGGUUUGGGGGAGGAAGAAGAAAGGAGGAUUUGUGUGGUGUGGGGAGGGGAUAAGGUGGGAGGAUAAGGGGGACCGUCCGAAAUUUUAA